Scleropages formosus (Asian bonytongue) is the source of this 1824-nucleotide messenger RNA. RefSeq names its product membrane-associated ring finger (C3HC4) 5 (gene marchf5). The transcript has 6 exons. Gene Ontology annotation, molecular function: zinc ion binding. The record is from RefSeq and is a predicted model, not a curated record. The coding region runs from base 370 to 1215 and encodes 281 amino acids. Lineage: Eukaryota; Metazoa; Chordata; Actinopteri; Osteoglossiformes; Osteoglossidae.
GCGUUGCCACCACCCCCUUUGUUACCUCAUAGGAAACGACAGUCAAUGGAGUCGAAUGGACGAAGCUACGCGAUUAGAUUAAUAACAAAUAAUUUGUUACAGUUGCGGGACGAUAUUCGGACGUGGAAACAAGAAGAGGACGUAGAAGUUGUGUUUAUGUGUUUAUUACGGUGGUGAAGUGAGAACUGAGGUACCGGAGUGUGUCUGUUUUCGUGCGCUGAGUGUGGAAGGUGCUGGCGUUGUCCGCGUUGAGGCCUCACUCUCCUCCUCCGGACGCAGUAGGCCGCUCGCCCCUCAGCCGUCGCGCCAUAUCAUCGUUUGUUUCUGCAUCUUUUUAAACGCUCUUCCUACGUUUAUUCUCCCGCACUGAUGGCGGAGCAGAGCGCGGUAGUGAUGCAACAGAUUCUGGACAGGAGCUGCUGGGUGUGCUUCGCCACAGACGAGGAUGACCGCACCGCAGAGUGGGUGCGCCCGUGUCGCUGCCGUGGCUCCACCAAAUGGGUGCACCAGGCAUGCUUGCAGCGCUGGGUGGAUGAGAAGCAGCGCGGCAACAGCACGGCACGUGUGGCUUGCCCCCAAUGCAACGCCGAGUACCUCAUUGUCUUCCCUAAACUGGGCCCGGUGGUGUACGUCCUCGACCUGGCCGACCGGCUCAUCUCCAAAGCCUGCCCCUUCGCCGCAGCUGGCAUCAUGGUGGGAUCCAUCUACUGGACGGCGGUCACUUACGGAGCUGUCACGGUGAUGCAGGUGGUGGGCCACAAGGAAGGCCUGGAUGUGAUGGAGCGCGCAGACCCCCUGUUCCUGCUCAUUGGUCUGCCCACCAUCCCCGUCAUGCUCAUCCUGGGCAAAAUGAUUCGCUGGGAGGACUACGUGCUGCGACUGUGGCGCAAGUACUCCACCAAGCUGCAGAUCCUCAACAGCAUCUUUCCAGGGAUUGGCUGUCCUGUCCCUCGGAUCCCUGCAGAGGCCAGUCCCUUAGCGGACCACGUGUCGGCCACGCGGAUCCUGUGCGGCGCCCUUGUCUUCCCCACCAUAGCCACCAUCGUGGGCAAGCUCAUGUUCAGCAGUGUCAAUUCCAACCUGCAGAGGACCAUUCUGGGCGGCAUCGCGUUCGUGGCCAUUAAAGGGGCCUUCAAGGUGUACUUCAAACAGCAGCAGUAUCUGCGACAGGCCCAUCGUAAGAUCCUCAACUUCCCCGAGCAGGACGAGGCGUGAGCGCACCCAGGCGGUCUGCUUGCCUGCCUUCCAGAACGUUCAGCUGCUUGCUGCGUCCAUCCAUCCAUCCACUUCCUGCCUCUCUGGAAUUUCUCUCUGCUGCUGGCACUUUUACACACUGAUGGAAUUUGUAAGUGUAAUUCUCAACUAUCAUUUCCUGGAGGUUUAGAGUGGAAACACACAGAUGAGGCUGGGAGAAGCUUCUUCCCCAGCUGUGUGACUUUCGGAUGGGUUGGUGGGGCUGUCACAGACUGGGGGAAGCUUUUCCUUUUACAUGGUAUAACCAGCACCUAUAGUAUUUUUAAGGAGAUGAUUUGAAGGGUAAGUGUGAUUAAAGGGGACAGUUUUAGAAGGGGAGAUUUUAUGGCUUUGCUGUAAAUUCACUUUUGGAGCUGGAUUAAUGUGAUUUGUUUAAAACAGCAAGGGAAUAUUUGGCUCACCAUCUUAUGUUUAAGAUGUAUAAGUUUAUUUUUUUGGUAAUUUGAGUUGCUGUUUUUAAAACCAGAUUUUUUUUCCUUCGACGAAAAGUUACUUGCUAUAAAGAUGAGCAUUUAGGGGAACGGGUCCCGUGAAAGUGAGGCAUGACAGCCGGCAUCCUGCAGCCCAGGG